Molecule: messenger RNA, 1273 nt
Organism: Mesitornis unicolor (brown roatelo)
Lineage: Eukaryota; Metazoa; Chordata; Aves; Mesitornithiformes; Mesitornithidae
Gene: PHAX
Product: phosphorylated adaptor for RNA export
Exons: 5
Coding region: 1-1161 (386 amino acids)
Biological process (GO): snRNA export from nucleus
Cellular component (GO): nucleus
Source: RefSeq, a predicted model, not a curated record
AUGGCGUCUCGCCCCGUGCAGGGGGUUACGAAUGGGGUGAAUCCUUUGAAUUCCCGGAGAGCCCACAAAUCACAGGAUGGAAGUGAUUCAGGCAGACUAUUCCAGAGCAGUAUUUCAUCAUGUGCACCAAGUGUUCCUUAUCGGACAACCAAAAGCGUGGAUUCAAGCGAUGAAAGCUUUUCUGAAUCUGAUGAUGACAGCUGUCUGUGGAAACGAAAACGACAGAAAUGUUCCAACUUUGCUUCUGCUAAAUCUGAGCCUUUUCAGCUUAGCCAGAGCCACGAAAACCAAGCUGCUUUAGGUGGCAAGAAGGUCAACAACAUUUGGGGUGUGGUGCUCCAGGAGCAGAGUCAGGAUGCAGUGGCUACUGAACUUGGGAUUCUAGGCAUGGAUGGUAGUAUUGACAGAAGCAGACAGUCUGAGACUUACAAUUAUUUGUUAGCUAAAAAGCUGAUGAAGGAAGCUCAGCAAAAGGAGGCAGAGACUUUAGAUAAAGAACUGGAUGAAUACAUGCAUGAUGACAAGAAAACAUUGCCAGCAGAAAGAGAAAAUGGGCAAGGUUUUCUCAAACGGAAGCGACCUGUAAAAGACAGACUGGGUGAAAGACAAGAAAUGAAAUAUAAGGGAAGGUAUGAGAUAACAGAAGAAGAUUCAGAAGAAAAAGUGGCAGAUGAAAUCGCUUAUCGGCUUUGUGAGCCCAAGAAAGAUUUAAUUGCUCGAGUCGUGAAAAUAGUUGGGAAAAGAAAAGCUAUUGAACUGCUUAUGGAAACAGCUGAAGUGGAACAAAAUGGUGGACUGUUCAUAGUGAACGGCACUAGGAGAAGAACACCAGGGGGUGUUUAUUUAAACCUGCUGAAGAACACACCUAGCAUCAAAGAACAACAAAUCAAGGAAAUAUUCUAUCUGGAAAACCAAAAGGAGUAUGAAAAUAAAAAGGCUGCUAAGAAGAGGAGAAUACAAGUUCUAGGAAAGAAGAUGAAAAAAGCCAUUAAAGGGCUUAACCUGCAAGAAUAUGAUGAUGCAUCUCGUGAGACUUUUGCUAGCGAUACAAAUGAGGCUCUGGCUUCCCUGGAUGAUCUGCAAGAGGGGCAUAAUGAAGCAAAGAUGGAACCUGAAGAUGUUAUUGAAAUUGAUAAUGCUCAUGAUUUAGAGAUUUUCUAGUUACUGAUGUUCUUGAUAACAAAGUCUCUGUAAAACUUAUUAAGUAGGCCUUUCUUACAAUCCCAUGGCUUCUUGUUUUCAUAAGCUGCAGAAGCAUGGGAAAUACUUGAUG